AUUUUAUUAUAAUCCAUGUCAAACCAAAAAUUGUCUAUAACACUCCGUAAUACUCAUUGAAAGAGAAUAAUAAAUGCAAAUAAUUGGCAUCAACAUCAGUGCUUAUCAUCCGCCCAACCCAACCCAUUUCUAUGUAGGGAGGGAGGCACCUUCUCUCUGUUUCCAUGGCUACCACAGUUUCCGAAUCCUAUUUCGCCUCUGUUCCGCUCCUCCUCUCUUUCCUUCUCUUCUCUGCUUCACAUUUCCCCGUCCUGUGCAUUAACAUCACCAAUCUUUUGUCUUCUUAUCCUGACUUCAGCGACUUUGCUAACCUCAUCACCACCACCGCCGUGGCCGCAGAUCUCUCCGCCCGUACAUCAAUCACUCUCCUUGCUGUACCCAACACCAUCCUCCGCGACUCCGAUCUCCUCAAAUCCCCCAAUUCAUCCCCAUCUUCCAAUUACGCCGGCGACGUAAUUCGCUACCACAUCCUCCUUGAGUACCUCUCCUUGUCGGACCUCCGACGGAACCCACCCGGCGUCAGAACUGUGACCACUCUGUUUCAGGCCACGGGCCGGGCAUCUGGCAUUUUCGGGUAUGUCAAUAUCACUCGGAAUCCGGGCUCCGGCACUGUCACUGUCGUUUCCCCCAUAUCCAACGCCACCGUAUUAUCUCAAAUCAAGGCCCUGCCGUACAAUGUCUCUAUUUUCUCGGUGAAUUCUCUUCUGGUCCCUUAUGGAUUCGAUCUCAUGGCGUCCGACGGUAGGCCACCUCCGGGCCUGAACAUCACCAAGGCCCUAAUCGACGCCGAUGACUUCAAUGUCGUGGCGUCCAUGCUCAUCGCAUCCGGCGUUGGAGGUGAAUUCGAACGCCACGAAGGCGGAGCCGGGCUGACACUGUUCAUGCCGACGGAUCAAGCAUUCUCAGAUCUGCCGGCGUCUGUUAGAUUCCAAUCAUUACCGGCGGAGGAGAAAGCCGAUGUCCUCAGAUUUCACGUUCUCACCUCGUAUUACCCGCUAGGUUCGCUUGAAGGUGUUGUGAACCCAAUUGAGCCCACACUGGCGACAGAGCAAAAAGGGGCGGAGAGGUUCACCUUAAACAUCUCCAGGCUCAACGGAUCUGUGGCGAUCGACACCGGAGUGGUACAGGCGUUGGUGAUACGGACGGUGAUCGAUCAGAACCCGGUCGCCAUAUUCGGAGUCUCAAAGGUAUUACUACCCGGGGAGUUAUUUCCGAAGAGUCCGAUUCAAGUUGAGAAACCUGGUGGCGGAGGGAGUGCCGUUUCAGGCAGCGUUGCUGAGGCGCCGGAAGUUUCUGUUUCGCCGGAAAAUCCUCCCGGUCUGUACGUUCCGACAAGGGAUUUAUCAUCAUCGUCAGGAUUUGUCAAGAAGCUCUCGUCGGCGGCUAGCAGACAAAGGAGUAGUCAGAAAAUUAUUGGGUUUUUGGUGUGUAGUGUUUCACCUACUAUUGUAUGGAUAAUUAUUACUCUGUGUAUUUAUCAUUAAUAGACGACUACUCCAGUGUUCCGUAUCAGUUACUAGUUACUGUGUCCUAUUUCUUUUUGAGGUAAGAGUCAGUUUGGUACUCGAAGUUGCAUAAAAGAUGUCAAAUAAGUCCUUAUAACGUCUUUACUGUCCGGGAGUCGUCAUUUGGAGCGGUUCACAGUGGAGUUUUUUGAUAAACUUUUUUGAUCAUCUUAUUCAUUACGUCUAAUUUACUCAUACCAAAUUUCAGAUAAAACUUAAAUCGGGAAAGCAUUAAAAUGAAGUCUUGAAGAUAACUGCGUAGUAAAAAGCGCAGUUAUCUUCAAGACUUCAUUUGAAUGUCUUCCCGAUUUAAGUUUUGGCUGAAAUUCGGUAUGAGUAAACUAGACUUUAUGAAUAAGAUGCUCAAAAAAUUUCAUCAAAAACUUCCACCGGAAACUGCCCCAAAUGGCAACAGCCGGACAGUAAAGACGUUAUAAGGACUUAUUUGACCCCUUUUAUGCCCCUACUUCGAGGACCAAACUGACUCUUACCUCAUUUCUCUUUUCUAAUUUCUACGUAGUUCACUGAAAAAACACUUCCACGUUUUUUAAAUUACAAAUUUAUUUAUCUUGGUCCAAAAGGUUGAAUGCCUAACCCCAAGGCCCCCCACCUCGACCCGACAGGAUGAUGGGGUGGUUAAUCACGGUGACUCGGUCAGUAAAGCGGCGGUAGGCCUUAUACACGUGCGCAUCAGAGGUUCAGUCUUAUUUCAGGUUCUGUAACCUCCACACGGUCGCUGCAGGUUUCGAACCUUGGUCACUUGGUCCAAUUUUCCCACCACUCGACCAACUGAGCUACCCGUGCGGAUUACAAAUUUAUUUAUCAUAAUAGAACAAUUUAAAGCAAACUCAAAUAGAUGAGAUUGAAUCUGUCCAAAGCAAAAAUUUUCAAUUCAAUGAAAUACUCUCUCCGUUCAACUAAGAUUGUCUCAUUUUAUCUUUUCAGGAAAUCCACUAAGAUUGUCU
Messenger RNA from Cuscuta europaea, 2470 nucleotides. Lineage: Eukaryota; Viridiplantae; Streptophyta; Magnoliopsida; Solanales; Convolvulaceae. The record is from the annotation of a GenBank genome assembly.